Messenger RNA from Hyalella azteca, 10436 nucleotides. RefSeq lists its product as uncharacterized. The record is from RefSeq and is a predicted model, not a curated record. The transcript has a single exon. Gene Ontology annotation, cellular component: transcription repressor complex; nucleus. Bases 268 to 2664 code for a protein of 798 amino acids. Gene Ontology annotation, molecular function: RNA polymerase II cis-regulatory region sequence-specific DNA binding; DNA-binding transcription repressor activity, RNA polymerase II-specific. Lineage: Eukaryota; Metazoa; Arthropoda; Malacostraca; Amphipoda; Hyalellidae. Gene Ontology annotation, biological process: negative regulation of transcription by RNA polymerase II; regulation of cell cycle process; neuron differentiation.
GAACAUUGCGCAUCUUUGUUCGUUUAUCAACUGAUGUCUGAAUAACGGAACAUUUUGGUUGAGUUCCUGACGUAAAAUCUGAAACUUUGUAGUGAAAAUGGAACAUUGAUUGUGGUUAAAAACGACUUGACUUUUUUCAAAACUGAAACCCUCGUAUUUAUUCAGACUAACUUCAAUCUCGUUGAAAUGGAAAACGAAGUUCGAAAUUCCGAAACUGAUCGUAAUGAGAACCCUAAUAAAAAGAGAAAGUGAUGCGAGUGUAACGCGAUGUCAAGUGUCGACUUGUUGCUCUACCGACCUUGGAGCGACACCACGAAGAAGGCUCAGGAAGAACCUGUUGAUUUCAGCAGCCGCGGCAAGAGAAGCGUGGAGCCCGAGGCAGAUUUAGGGUACACGGAAAUUGACUCGCAGCUUCCUGGAGCCCUGAAACUGCCUGACAUCAACAACAAAGCCACUGCAGGUAACAAAACUCGAGUUCUUAGCAAAUGUCAAUCAGGAACGAAUCUUAAUAGCGGCGUCGUAGAUCGAGAAUUUUUUGUCGGCAGUCCAGACUCAGGAUUUAGUAGUCCGUCAGAUGGAACGAACAAUUUGCAGUACCAUCAUUUGUUGCCGGGUCUCUACCAGCAAGCCCUUGCUAACCAUGCACUGCAGAGAGAAGCAUUUUACCGCGAUGCCAUUCAAAGGGAAAUCCUUAGCCGACAGCAGUUGUGUCUACGGCCAGAAUUCCAGGAUCAAAAACUCGGUCCGUUGCGGGGAACGUUGGAUCAUGAGCAGAUAGCACCUCUUGCUUUAGUCGUGAAGAAAGACUUGAUUAAUAAUAAUUAUUUCAGGGUUGAAGCAAGUGACUAUGAUAACAAGUGCCAAAAUUCAGUCCAUGAUGGAAGCAAACAAGACUCCGAUAAUGAUGAAGAAGAAGAUGAAGAAGCAGCGCGGGAGAGCGACAACGAUCUAUCAUCCGAUAGGAAGAGAGCUGAAAUGCCUUUUGAAGAAAAUAAAAACCGAGACGGACGAGAAGGAGUUAUAUGGGAAUCGUCAAAAUCAUCGUCACAUUUGGUCUCGGUCCCUGAAACAAGUCCAUAUCACCUGUUCCCACCAACCCUGUACUGGCCCCACGGCUCCACUCCUCUUGGUAAUCAGCUCGCUAAGCCGAUUAACCGUCCAUUCAGCAGCACGGCUGUCAUCGACCACCCUCUUUAUAAGGCCCUGCCGCCACCUGUCAGCGGCGACACUCGUGCAGGUAAUAUGUUCGCGACUACAAACAAUUCUCUCGUGUCUCCUCUAGGCUCACAUUUAUCGGAUUCAAUAGCAAAUUCUCUCGUUGGUCAGCAAAGACAGCAGCUCAAUGGCCAAUUAACUUCACCUCUUACGUCACCAGCCGCUCGAGCAGCUUAUGACCUUAGUGUUGCCAUGAGUAGUUCAUCGUCUCCAUUUGGUAAUUUCAGCGGCCAAGCAUCCAAUUGUAAUUUAUCCCCACACUUGGGUACUCCAUCGAAAUCAGAUACAAAGUCCCCGAGUACUUCUGGAUUAUCAUUGAAACGAAAAUUACCUGCAGCGUCGUUCUCACCUGAUAAAAAAUCCAAGUCCCCGAAGAAAACAAAGGCCUCGAGGCGCCUCAACUUUGAUGAAGACAAGUCGUCUCCGGUAUCAGGGACCAUCAUCAGGGAGUUGGGGGAGGGUGAAGCACCCCUCGUGGUCCGGAAGGGAGAUAUCGACCCAGCUUAUAAUGUUGUCGAAGUCACAGAAGAAGCCAAAGCUGAAAUUGCCAAGAUAGAAAAUAAAAUCGGGGACUAUGUCUGUAGGUUAUGUAAAGAGCUUUACGAUGAUGCUUUUGGCUUGGCGCAACAUCGAUGUUCGAGGAUCAUUCAUGUCGAAUAUCGAUGUCCUGAGUGCGAUAAGGUUUUUAAUUGUCCUGCAAACCUGGCAUCACACAGGAGGUGGCACAAACCGAAAGGUAGUGCUCCUGGAACACCCAAGUCAUCCGAUGAGUUAAAUAAACCUAAUACCGGGUUUGUGUCGAGUAAAAAUUCCGAUGACGAACCUAAGCCAUCUACUUCGAAAGCAGCGUACGAAGAUGAGUUUCCUUCCGAAGACGAUGUCUCCGAUGGAAAGGAAAGCGAAAUAUUCGAUUGUACUAUUUGCUUUAAAUCGUUUAAACGGCAAGCCUACCUCCGGAAGCACUUGUUAACGCACCGACGAGAGCCUGAAGAAUCUUCAGGUACAAUUGUACAGCCUAUCCCCCAAAAGCUUCCAUUUACACACACUAUCUCCGACACAGUUAACCAAUCUCAUAGCGGCUCUCUAGUGCCAACAGUCCAAAAUCGUAUUCCAGCUGGCCAUAUGCUUUCCCCUUUGUCUCCACCGAUGUUGUCCCCUCCAUUUUCACCUACAGAAGUUUUUAAAUGCCACAUUUGCCAGUCAAAUUUCUUCUCACCGACGUCGCUUGCAAUUCAUUUUGCCACUGCACACCAAAGAGAUCCUCGAUCGCACCCCGGAUUUACAGCAGGAAAUGGCUUCGUUGAAAUUGCUCUUAGUAAUCUAGCUUCUUCUUCUAAUUUCGGCGGCUCUUCCAUGGCUGUCCCAAGACCUCAAUAUUCAAGCGGUCAACCUCUUCAUUUUUCAGCUCAGUUUCUGCACAGACCAUCUCAAAUUUCGGCUAGUUCAUGAAAUAUUUUAUCGUUCAUCAAGAACCAACAAAUCAAAAGUAUUACAGCCGUAUUACAAAAACUCUGUAAAUAGUUCGUCAUAAUAUAUUAAAUACUUAUGGUUAUGAUUGUCAUAUGCCAAUGAAUAUUUCAAAGUGGAUUAUAGAAGCCAAUGUUCGGCCAAAACACUAUUUCCGCGCAACGAAGCUUGCAAUUCGUUUGGAUCCACUCAGCACACCUAAACUUCCGAUCUCAGACUUAUUUCCAUCAUCAUAUGAAUCUGGUCUUCCAAGAUUAUUCUUCAUACCAUAGAGGUCUUCAAAAGACCUCCGCAUCAUGAUCUCUACGGGACUUCAGUCUUCACAAGAAGUCAUCAAGAGCGUCUACGAACAGUAUGACUAUUGGAGUGAUGUUCUGAGAACAUCUUGCUGAUACACACUCAAAUGACUUCAGUCCUGCUGCAACUAUUGGCUUGCCAAAAUAAGGUAUUCGAAUAUUUAUAAAUGUCAUUUAUUCAUUUUAAUAUAUUGCGAUCAGGAAUUCAUGAAUCAAGGUGUAUUGUUCAGUUUUUAAUGUAUUUAAGUUAUAAUAACAGAUGUCUGCCUUACAGACAGGUUGGCAUUUCAGUAUUUCAUCCAGUCUCCUCAUGCCCGAAUUAUUGUCCUAGUCAUUAGAAAAUAUUACUUCAUUGUCUUUCUUAGUUUUAAGUGUUCGGAACAAUAUACUUUUGUAAAUUGUAUAUUAUAAGUUACGCGUAUUUUUGGCUGAGCAAAAAUUGAAAAUUGUAACCGUUCGAUUUCAUCGCCAGCAAAUAGAGAAAAUGUAAAAAAAAAGUUAAUUGCUGUUCCUGAAAUACGGGAAUCGUUUCUCUUCAUUCAUUCACGUUGAGAGCGAGGAGCAUUCAAGGUGAAUGAAGUGGGCUACAUCAGUCCAAGAUCAAACACGAAAAAAACUACGGGUGGCUUGGAACUUGCAUCAAUGUCUUAAAUUUGUUCGAAACAAAGCAAGAAAAACAAAGCAUAAUGAUGGACAUAAAAAACAUAAAAAAAAUUACAAAUGAAAAUUCUUGCUUGCAGUAAGGAAGAAAACAAUUGGCCAACACAGCACUUAAAUGCAUAAUUUCACCAUUUAUUGUCGAUAUCAAUCAACAAUCCAGGCUCGAGUUUCAUUAAUAGUUCGAAUGGAGUGGACAUGAAUGACGACGAUAAAGGGUAGAGUGCAAUCACAGAUCUAAUCCUUAAAUAAACUCUACAUCUAUUCUCUCAUAAUUAAUCUAUUGGACCUCCACCGUUGGUUCACAGACGAGAUCUACACUGCAUGUUUCCUUUCAAUUCUUUCAUUCACUUUCAUUCCCGCUUUGCAUGAUACUUCUUUUGAAUUCAAACUUUCAUCAUUUUGAAAAUUCUUAAUAACUCUAAUAGCCAAACAUUGAGAACUAAAUUCAAUUAAUGCUAUGGCCUAGUCUCUCUUGGAAUUUUCUCCAUUGAGCGUAAAUUUUCGUAGUUAAGAAAAUUUUUUUGUCCAGUUCGGCUCGCUCAAGGUCACAGAAGUGCUUUAGCCUUAUGGAAUAUUGAUUCACGAAACGACUUUAAAACUUCAAUGUAGUAAAACAAAAUCGUAUUUUUCGGCAUUUCCCUUUAAACCAAAAAACACGUUUUAAUUUUAAUUUCUGCAAAUCCAAAAUGUUAUCAGGGGAUCUCAGUAUAAGUGACUACCACGGUUGGAGACCGCGAAGCUGGGAGCUGGUGCAAUCUCUGCGGGAGUGCAGGGACAUGUGCAAUUCUUCGAGAGUGCAAUCCAGAUUGGUGCAAUAAUUCCAAUAAAAACAUAUGCAAUACGUACAUGCAAUGUUCCUCAUAUUAGAUUGAACCAGAAAAAGUUUCAUUGUUUUCGUGGUUCAGUCGAUGCAAUUCUUAACAGUUAAUUGGUUUACACACACGAUGCCGAUGCUCUCAUUCUUACCGCAAGCUCAAUACAAAAAAAAGAUUUUGAGUGUAAACACUCAAAAAAAUCCUUCACAGACUUGAUGCAAGUUUCUAUUGCCGUACCUAGAAAAAAUAUUUUCAAACGCCGUACUGGAAGCAUUCCAUUACCUUAAUCGGUUAAAAUAUUAAUUACUGUCUAUAGUUGUGAAUAAUGUAUUUUACUGUUACUAAUGGAAUAUACUGUCACGAACGCACCACACAUCUGAUUUAUCAUUACUUGAGUAGGUUUUAUAUUCUAGAUUGUGGAUAAAGUAAUUUUAUCCGUAAUAUUAGUCAUUUUAGGAAUAUUCCUUAUAAUUAGAGUGUACUUUAAUACUUGUAAAUAAUUUUAUUGGCAAGUCUUUCAUGCCCUUGUCAGAAUGCAACCUACCGAUUGAUAUUCUUGUCGGCUUAUCGUAAGUUAAAUCACUAACGAGAUUGAAUAUUACUUGAAUAAAAGGUUUAAAAAUUAAUAAGCUAGUGUUGAUGAUCAGUUAUUGAGUUUUGUACUUCGUAAGAAACUUUACGCAUUUCCAUGCUCUUCGUACAUUAGUUUCGCACUUCAUACAGAACUUCGAAACUUGAUUUCGCACUUCGUUUCAGUAUUUCUGAACCUCGUUCUUUUUAUUGUAAUAAAUCUCACAGCUAGAAAAUUGAGAGAUCUGUAUCCAUAUACUAUUAGUUAAAUAACAGAAAUAAUUAAUUUUUUGUGCAAAUUACGAUUUCAAGAUUGCGAAUUGCGUAUUUCAAUUUCUCGUGCGCAUCACACGUCUCAUGUUGCAGCACUCCGCUGUUCAAUUCCCUUCUCUCAUUUACUGAAAUGGGGAAAAUUUUUUCGUUCCGUUAUCUGGCACUCAUAGAUAUAUUUUUUUCAAGAUUUCAUUUCGUAGUUUGUUUCAAAUUUAAUUAAUUAGCUAGAAUUACUAUUAUCGGCAGCACUGCACCGGCUCCUCCAUGUAAAUAAGUUCAUAUUUUUGGCUGUCACUUGAACUAUCGAAACUGAACUUCAUAAUGAUUAUUUAAUGCAUUCAACGUAAAAGAUGGAAACCUUAUUAAAUAUUUCAAGUAACCUAAAAUCGAUUUAAGCGGAAAAUAGCACAUGACAUUUAAACCUGCUUAUUUCAUGUUGUAAAGAAAUUUCGUCUAAAAUGAAUGACCAACGCGUGUCAUGCUUCCAUUUGAAUCAAUAAUUCAGAGUCUCGAUGUUUAAUCUGAAAGCCCUUAAUUGAACUCAAAAACUCUAGCCCUUCACUGACGAAUAAGUUUACCAUUUCAAAGGUACGUAUACCAUUGUAAUAAGUGAAAGAAUUCGUCCAGUGUGGAGGUGAAGUGAAAUCGGAGAGUCUCUUGCAUGCCGUGAUUCUGUCAGGUGCCAUAAUACAUUUUACGAAGUUUGCCUUAAUGUAAACUUUUUAUAAGUCUCGGAAUUUUAAAUUCAUUGUUAAUUCAAAAGUCUGUCCUGAGGAAGCCUAAUUAUUAAUGACUGCGAAAGAGAAAAUGUAACUGAAAAAUUAUUAUUAAGAGGCAUAAAUAAAUUUUUCAUGCCAAACAGAAAAAAGGUUAAAAGAAGUAAGCAUAUUGACUCAACUAACUAGGUUUCUAUUCAAUUUUAAUUAAUAAUAGUUUAAAGAUACAUGAUCAUUCAGCAUGGAGGCAAAAUUAUUUCGAUAUUGAAAAGUUGAAUAAAUUGUUAAAUUUUCAACCUUUGGCCCUAAUUUCCAAUAAUUUCACUUCUGUAAUCGAACUCGGAACGUUAAAAUUAAAAGAAAAAAUCCAUCCUAGGAUGUAGUAGAUUUGAUUCUCAGAUGUAACGAUUUUGUAACGGCAUGGUUUGGAUAACGACUUAGUAUUUAUUGUUUGAUUUAAUUGAAAGAAAAAUGAACAGUUUAGGUAGAAAUAGCAUUAUGAAUAUACAUUCGGUAUACGAUAAAUAAUAACGUAUUUUUAAGGCUUAGAUUUAGUUAGAAAAUGUGAAAAAUUAACAAAAAUAUGGUUGGAGAAAACACAUGUAUGUUUGUAUAAAUAUGCACGUAGAAUAAUUGUAAGGGCGACACCUAAAACAAGGAACUAUUAGUUUAUAUUGUAUUUAAAAUAACGGUUGGAUAGAAUUGAUUCGUUCCAAAAGGGGAGCAUUGGCAAUCUGAUUGGAUUAAUUAAGAUGCCGUAGGCAUGCGUAGAAAAAGGGUAAGAAGACCCAAUCAACAUUAAAAAACAUAUGAUUAUUUAUAUACUAAAUAAAUUAUAGGGGAAGCUCUUUCAUUAGAUUAUUAAAGAAAGUAAUUUCUUCUAAGUUAUAAUGUUCAUUAUUAAGUGCAUUAUUGUUAAGAUAGGCGCACUCAGGAAUAGUCUUAGUUAGUAAUUCCAUAUUCUGACGAUUUAUUCUACAGUAUAUUUCAGAACUGAGUAAUUUCCUGCUUGAUUUUUUAUAUUAUAAAUUUUUAAUUAUUGUUCUAAAUCCUCCGGUAGCAAAAAUUAGUAGACAUGUUAAUGAAAAUUACAUAAUUAUAUAUAAUCGAUGAAUCCCGGUUAGAUAUUUCGUAUUCACUCAUAUUUUAUGAUGUCAAUCUAAAGUUUUUUUCCUGUAUAUUUCCUGUAUUUUAUUUAUCGUUUAGGUAAGAUUAGUUUGUAAAUUUUAUUUGUCUUGUUUAGCAUCUGUAGGCGUGACAGUCGUCUAGAAAUGGAUGCUAUCUAGACAAGUGUACCAUCUAGUCUUGUGAGCAUAUAGUUAUGCGUAACAUCUAGUCCCGUGUAAAAUCUAGGUAGAUGUAUAUCUAGUCAUUAGUGCAUAUAGUCAUGUCUAUUCCUAAACCUUUGUACAUAUAUUCAUGAGUGCAUCUAGUCAUACGCCAAUCUAGUCAUAUGCACAUCUCAGCAUGUGUACAUCUAGUCAUGUGUACAUCCAGUCGCGUGUGCUUCUAGUCGAGUGUGCAUUGAGUCGUGUGUGCAUCUAGUCAUGAGUGCAUCUAGUCAUGUGUACUUCUAGUCCCGUGCACAUUUAGUCAUUUGUACAUCUAGUCAUUUGUACAUCUAGUCAUAUGUACAUCUAGUCAUGAGUACAUCUAGUCAUAUGUACAUCUAGUCAUGAGUACAUCUAGUCAUGAGUACGUCUAGUCAUGGGUAUAUCUAGUCAUGAGUACGUCUAGUCAUGAGUACAUCUAGUCAUGUGUACAUGUAGUCACGUGUUCAUCUAGUCUUGUGUGCAUCUAGUCAUGUGUGCAUCUAGUCAUGUGUACAUUUAAUCAUGUGUACAUCUAAUCAUGUGUACUUCUAGUCAUGUGUACAUCUAGUCAUGUGUACAUCUAGUCAUGUGUCCAUCUAGUCAUAUGUACAUCUAGUCAUGUGUACAUCUAGUCAUGUGUCCAUCUAGUCAUGUGUACUAGAUAGUCAUAUGUCCAUCUAUCUAGUCAUGAGUACAUCUAGUCAUAUGUACAUCUGGCCUUGAGUAUAUCUAGUCUUGAGUAAAUCUAGUCUCGAAUUCAUCUAGUCAUGAUUACAUCUAGUCAUGUGUACAUCUAGUCAUUAUUACAUCUAGUCAUGUGUACAUCACAUCUAGUCAUGCGUACAUCUAGUCAUUUGUACAUCUAGUCACGUGUACAUCUAGUCAUGUGUACAUCUAGUCACGUAUACAUCUAGUCAUGUGUACAUCUAGUCUUGAGUACAUCUAGUCUUGAGUACAUCUAGUCUUGAGUACAUCUAGUCCUGUGUGCAUCUAGUCAUGUGUACAUCAAUUCUAGUCAUGCGUACAUCUAGUCUUGAGUACAUCUAGUCCUAUUCACAUCUAGUCAUGUGUAUAUCUAGUCACAUGUACCAUCUAGUCAUGGUGCAUCUAGUCGUGCGUAUCAUCUAAUCACGUAUUGCGUCUGAUCAUUCCUACCAUUACUUAAGUCAUCCAAUCAUUUAGUAAAGCAAUAAUGGGUCUCUUGUAAAAACCAGGCAAGAAUAUCAUCUAAUGAUUUCUUUAUCUAGUUAUCAUAUACUUAUUUCAUCAUUUCAGCUAGUUUUUUCAUUACUUAGUAAUUUUAUGUUAUAGGUAUUAUAGAUCAUAGUUUAUUGGUGUUUUCGGAGAGAGGCUUGUAGAAUAACUAUGUCUUGAAUAUAUUUUACCAUUAUAGUUAUUAGAAUAGUGGAGCGCUGCAAUCAAUUAUAUAAUCAUAAUCAUAAUCAUAAUUAUAUUUAUUCUAAUUGUCUGAUUAGGUCAAUUGCUAGGAUUCUUCUUCGUACCUGAUAACUAUUAGAAAAAUUAUUCUUCUAGAUUUAUUUAUAAAUAUUUUUUAAGUCAACAAGAUUAUUUAUUCGCUGAUUUUCUAGAGGAAAUAUAUUUAACCCUAGAUUAAAAUAGAUUAAGGCUAGUUUAUAGUGAAGUGAACGGUUCUAGUCGACACCGUUACAAGGCGUGAAUGUUCUAGUCAUUAAUUUUAAGAAAAUUCGGGACUAUUUGUGUCAGUUUCUUCGAUGCUCCUUGAACCGCUCAUGCGCAGGCAAUGAUUUCCGAGUCCAUUUCUUAGUCGAUUUUCGGGUCCGUCUGUUUCGCGUCCGUCUUAAAUAAGUGCAAAGUCAUUCCAAAUUUCCUGUAACUUGUAACUUUGCGGUCGAUAUUAUUUGCAGACAUCCCUUUGUACAGCUUUUCGAAUUUUUUCAGUCAUCCUCAUUUAUUACCUCAUAUGUAUUCUCGAUUUCGUUAAGUUUUUCCACAACGUUUUGACGUGAAAUUCUUUCGGCCAGAUGGCAUUUAUGUUGUGACUGGCAAAGAUAUUUUGUCAAGCAGGUUUACCAACGAAAAUUUUAUUUUCAAAGAUUUUGUCUUCAGUUAUGUUUUGUGCAUCAAUAAGUGCGUAUAUUUCGUUAAAUCUUCUCGAAUAAUCAAAUUUACGGUUUCUUCUCGACAUUUAUCGUUGGAACCAAGCGAACUCGUCAGACUCGCAAUUUCUCUCUUUCUGAAAUGGCCUUUCAAAGAGAUCAAGUUACCAAGACCGUAGUUUCCGCCCUGGUGAAUUUGAAUACCAUUAUCGUUUAAGAAUUCAACAUAAUAAUAGAGAUAUUGUUAUUAUGGUGUAUACUCCUAGUCAUAUAAAUGAUAGUUUAGUUCUAAUUUGCAUCAACAAGUGCUCCAUUCCAGAUUACCGGCAAAACCUGAAGCUAUUUCAAAAUAUGAACUUCUAGCUGCAUCUCUAUUAGCAAUAAUCUCCGCAAAGAACAAAUCUUGAAAUCAUCCUAAAAUAUUAAAAAUCUUUCCGUGAUUGAACAUUAUCAAUUAUUCAUUGUCAAUGUAUAUAGGCUUUAGUUCUAGAGUUGAUACGGUUAAUUAUGAUUUUCCACUAUAAGAUUUCCACUGCACUUUUUGUUAAAUAUUUUAGUCUUUAUUUAAGCGGUGUGUGGUGCGUUUGUACAUGUACUAAUGUUUUCAGUCAAUAUUAUAGACUCAGGAAAUAAAAAUUAUAGAUAGAUAUCAUGAGGUUCAAUGAUUGUUUGAUUUUUGUAUUGUAAAAUAUGGUAAUGUGUAACGUAUCAAUGUAAAUAACACCAAUUAUAUUAGAUACUUUGUGUAAGGUGCGCGAAGUGAUUUUUGCUGGAUAACAGAUCUGAUUUAGUUAUAAAUAUUACUUUUACAAACUUAAAAAUUAAUUUUCAUGAAUAAUCGAGAACCAAUUAUAAGGGUGCUUGAAAAAGCGGUUGAAUUCAACCAGCUUCCAGGCCUAACGGCUUCUUCCAAUAAAAAUAACAACCAAGAACACUUUACACGAGAUUAUGAUUGGUCAUCUUGAAUUAUGCUACAUUGAUCAUUAAUGUAAAAUUAUGUUCAACAAAUUAUUUCUAUGUAAAAUCUUCCCAU